AUGUCUCCAUCCCGUCGUGGCGCCAGGAUAUUACUGUUGGCGGUGCUUGGAAUUGUUUUCUUCAUAUGUUACUUGAGUGCCAAUGCAAGACGAAUCCAGAAUGAAGCCUUCUAUCAACAAACCGUUCAGGCAAUGGACGCGAAAGCUGCGCAAAAACUCAGCGGGAUGGGCGGAGGCGACGACGACGAAGCCGUUUUCCAGAAACUGCGGACUACGAAACUGGCCCCGGAGGAUAAACAAGCGAUAGCGGUCCAGCGGCAGAGAUACGAGAGUCCGCUGAAGAUGCCGCAUCCCAGCGGGGGUGAUGAUAGUCACGAUGGGCAAGAUGGCGAGAAGUCUAUCGCGGGGAGGAAAAAGAUACCGGCCGGGCAGUCUCAGGUUUCAUUGGAGGAUAUGGAGGAUCCGGAGGUGGAGGCGGAGCUUAAUGCAAUUCUCAAGAGAUCACCCAUCAUAAUAUUCUCCAAAUCCUACUGCCCCUACAGCGAAAAAGCCAAAUCCAUCCUCCUGAACAAACACAGCAUCAUCCCCCCCCCUUUCGUCGUCGAGCUCGAUAUACACCCGCUCGGAGAGCAGCUACAAGAGGUCCUUGCGCGCAACUCGGGGCGCAGAACCGUGCCUAACGUUUUGGUCAAUGGUAUGACCAUCGGCGGCGGAGAUGAUAUAGAGGCACUCCAUGAGACGGGGAAAUUGGCCUCGAAGAUAAAGACGCUGGGGGGGAAGAGGGUGAUGGAUAUUAAGUUGACGGAAGACGAGAAAUCACUUUGA
Histoplasma mississippiense is the source of this 765-nucleotide messenger RNA. RefSeq lists its product with no specific name. Gene Ontology annotation, cellular component: cytoplasm; fungal-type vacuole; cis-Golgi network. Gene Ontology annotation, biological process: cellular response to oxidative stress. Bases 1 to 765 code for a protein of 254 amino acids. The transcript has 3 exons. The record is from RefSeq and is a predicted model, not a curated record. Gene Ontology annotation, molecular function: glutathione disulfide oxidoreductase activity. NCBI's taxonomy places the organism in Eukaryota, Fungi, Ascomycota, Eurotiomycetes, Onygenales, Ajellomycetaceae.